Venturia canescens is the source of this 3565-nucleotide messenger RNA. RefSeq lists its product as uncharacterized. The record is from RefSeq and is a predicted model, not a curated record. Lineage: Eukaryota; Metazoa; Arthropoda; Insecta; Hymenoptera; Ichneumonidae. The transcript is spliced from 7 exons. Gene Ontology annotation, molecular function: RNA binding. The coding region runs from base 135 to 2861 and encodes 908 amino acids.
AACUCUAUUAUUCAAUUUCAUCGACGACGACGGCAACAAGACAAAUGCUGAUCAAACAAUUGGGUUUGAAGAUGUAUUAAUUCUGUGACUAUCUCCAGCAUCGUACACAUAUUGGGCCAAUAUAAAUUUACUCGAUGGAUUCUGGAUAUGAAAAACGGAUGACAGCCAGACUUUUGAAGGACCCAUCAACGGCUAGUAGUAGAGUGUUUGUCGGACAUCUGCAAUCUGAAGACACAACCAAGGCUGAGUUGGAGGAACACUUCUCCAAGUAUGGUAAAGUUGUGGGUUCCCUCAUAAAUCGUGGCUUUGGUUUUGUACAAUUUGACAGCGAGGAAUCAGCUAAAAAUGCUAUCCAAAAAGAGGAUGGUGCAGUAUUCAAGGGCAGAAGAAUCGAUGUGAGACCAGCUAAGAAGGAAAGUUUCAGUGGUGGGCAAGGAUCGCAAGGUAUGAGAGGAGGACCAGGAGGUUCCGGAAUAGGCAGCGGCCCAGGAGGUUCCACAAUGGGCGGAGGAUUCGGAAUAGGAGGAAGACUUGGAAUGAGUGGAGGCCCUGGAAUGGGAGGAGGACCCGGAAUGGGAGGAGGACCUGGAAUGGGAGGAGGACCUGGAAUGGGAGGAGGACCUGGAAUGGGAGGAGGACCCGGAAUGGGUGGAGGACCUGGAAUGGGAGGAGGAUCUGGAAUGGGUGGAGGAUCUGGAAUGGGAGGAGGACCUGGAAUGGGAGGAGGACCUGGAAUGGGAGGAGGAUCUGGAAUGGGUGGAGGACCUGGAAUGGGAGGAGGACCUGGAAUGGGAGGUGGAUCGGGAAUGGGAGGAGGACCUGGAAUGGGAGGUGGAUCGGGAAUGGGAGGAGGACCUGGAAUGGGAGGAGGACCAGGAAUGGGAGGAGGAUCUGGAAUGGGAGGAGGACCCGGAAUGGGUGGAGGACCCGGAAUGGGUGGAGGACCCGGUAUGGGUGGAGGACCUGGUAUGGGUGGAGGACCCGGUAUGGGUGGAGGACCCGGUAUGGGUGGAGGACCUGGAAUGGGUGGAGGACCUGGAAUGGGUGGAGGACCAGGAAUGGGAGGAGGACCUGGAAUGGGUGGAGGUCCAGGAAUGGGAGGAGGACCGGGGAUGGGAGGAGGAAUGGGAAUGAGUGGUGGAUCUGGAAUGGGCGAUAUGCAUGGCAAAGGCAACAUGAAUCCGUUUGGAAAUAACCAAUUCGCACCACAAAAUAGUCCGUUUGGUGGUGGAAAUCAGAACUUUGACCGUGGUAAUCAAAACUUUGAUGGACCGAAUCAGAUGUUUAAUCCUGAUAACAUCCAAGGUGGAAAUCAGUCUCAUGGCGGUGGUCCAUCGAGCCGUGAAGAAGAUAACGAUAAUUUUGACGACGAUAUACAAGAAAUUGAGAAUGAUAGUAACCCGAAAUUCAGCGGCAAUGAUCAGUUCAACAAUAGAAACCAGAAUCGAGGAGGCAAUCAACUUGGAGGUAACCAAAACAGGGGAAAUGAUUCAUUCAGUAGUAAUUCCGGAGGAGGCGGCGGCGGUGGCAGUGGCAACGGAAGUGGAGGAGGAUCUGUUAGUGGUGGUGGUGGGACUGGCGGUGGCGCCAACACCAGCGGUGGCAAUGCAAGUGGCGGCAACAACGGACCGGCAAAUAACCAGAAUAGAAACCAGUUCUCUCCAAACAGUCAAAAUCGUACCGGAGCCAAUCGCAACAAUCAGCCCAGCAAUCAGAAUCCAAAUCAAAACCAGCCCGGCAAUACCGGACGAUCUCGUGGUAGAAGAGGCGGUAAAAACAGAAACAAGAACAACGACUCCCAAGGAGGUGCUAACAAUAGUUUUCGAGAUCGUAGUCCACUUUCCCGGGGCGGGCGUGGAACAGACGACAAAGGUGGUCGGGAUUGGGACCGUCAAGGACGAGACAGGAGCUUCGGUCGUGACUCGUACAACGAUGGUGGUCGUUUCGACGACUUCAAAAACUUUGGAUCCAGCAAUCCUGGAGACAAUCAAGCACCAAUUAUUGAUAAAAAUGAUUGCGAAAUCAUCGUCGUCAAUAAAAUAGUCACCGAGUACGCCGAAAUGAUUGAAAUGCGAUUGAAAAAGAUCGGUUUAACGGUAGACCUUCUGUUCCCGAACGAGGAUGUGCCACUUAGUCGCGUACUUGGUAAUAUCGCGAGUCGUGGUUGUCUAUACGCCGUCGUGGUUGCUCCGAUAAACAUGGAACACCGUUCCCUGACUCUCAACAUUCUUCACGGACUACCACAAGAACAUCGAAACAUGCCUGUGGACGAUGCGAUAUCGUUGAUGAAUGUCGAUUUUUCCAAUUACAAAAAUGGUGGACGUUCGGUACCGCUGAAUAUACCAUUUUCAAACGAGCGCCAUCCCGAUGCAAUUCAAGUGUUGCUGAACAUGCUCGCGGACAAUCACCAAUUAACGGUAUUGCAGUACGAUCGUAUCAUCAAGUAUUUGGAAAUGAAACGAGAAGAGCAGAUUCAGAUAGAGCUUGGAGAUGCGAAGGAUGUUUCGGGGGGGAGUACAAUCGGAAUAAGUGAUCCGAAACAAGCUGAACUACAGUCGAGGAUACUUAAUAUUUUGAACAGCAAUAAACCCAACGCUAACGCACCAGUUCCAAGUCCGGUUCCUGCACCGGCCCCCGUACCACCCUCCACUUGGGCUAUAGCAGCAUCAACAAACACCGCAGCAGCAUCAACUACAUCGGCUUCUGGAGUUUCUCCAUCGCCGCUGCUGAACGAUCCGACAGUUCAAAAGGCCCUCGAUAGUCUUUUACAAGGAAACUUAUUGAAAAGCAUCGGGGACCCACAACCGGCACCAGCACCUUCGCCUUUAUUCGCUGCUUUUCCGUAUAUUGGUCGUUUAUGAAGAGAUAAAAAAGAAGAAAAUAAUCCCUGAAACUUUUUAUGAUCGCAUUCAUUUAGACGUUUCCUCCAAAUUCACCUCCGUUCAGAAUUAAGGAAGAAACAACACGAUAUUUUGACAUCAUUCGAACAUGAUAGAUUUAGAGACGAUUCUUUGUCUUCAAUUUUUUUUUUUAAGAAAACUAUUACGAUGUCUUCGACGAACCAUCUCAAUUGUUUUUCUGUAAGAAUUCUGUUUCACGAAGUUGAAAUUUUCAUUAUCGAUAGUGCAAGGAUGGAUGAUGAGUCCGCAAUCAAUUGAACACGCGAAAAUUAGAAUGGCUAAUGAACCAUGAUUUAAAAAUAAUUAUUAUUCAUUAACAACUCGUCUUCGAUUUCAAAUAGUUAUUUAACUCAAUGCCGUUAGAGCAGUAUCAUAAAUUGUUUGCAUGUAGGUUCCCACGUGUUCGAAAACUAACUGUAGAUCUUCGACAACAAACUUCUUUUCUUGUCUUAUAUAAUCGUGAACGACCGUCAAGAUUUUCAAAUAAAAUGAAUUAUCCGCCGAAAUUUUCUCGUUUCCGAAGAAUCGGAAAAUUGUAGUUAUUAAACGAUUUGACGUAUUGAGAAAAUUUUAGAGAAGUCAACAAGAACAAUUUUCCCGUAUUUUUUCCGUCUUAUUCGAUGUCGAUUACUUUGUGUAAUAAAAGUGAAAUAUUCAUUUGAUGA